AUGUCUGCGUCAUCGUCCUCGUCUCCAACUCCCGGCUCAAGCACACAAAGUUCGCGCCCAUCCCUCGAGAAUGGCAACGAGCCGAACAGUGUGGUCAUUAAAGUCGGAAUGUUGGGCGAUUCGCAGAUCGGAAAGACGAGUCUCAUGGUGAAAUACGUCGAGGGGCACUUUGAUGAGGAUUACAUUCAAACACUGGGCGUUAAUUUCAUGGAGAAGACAAUCACAGUGCGUCGCACAUCAAUCACGUUCUCGCUGUGGGAUUUGGGCGGGCAACGGGAGUUCGUGAACAUGCUUCCGCUAGUUUGCAACGAUGCCGUUGCCAUCCUAUUCAUGUUUGACCUCUCACGGAAGUCGACACUCAACUCUGUCAAGGAGUGGUAUCGACAAGCGCGUGGUUUCAAUAAGACGGCAAUUCCAUUCCUGAUUGGCACCAAAUUCGACACCUUCUCAGCAUUCCCUCGAGAUGAACAAGAAGAAAUCACAAAGCAGGCGAAGCGCUUCGCGAAGGCGAUGCACGCGUCGCUCAUCUUCUGCUCAACGUCAGCGUCGAUCAACGUGCAGAAGAUCUUCAAGAUCGUGCUCGCGAAGGCCUUCGACCUGAAAUGCGUCAUACCCGAGAUCGACGGCGUCGGAGAGCCAGUGCUUAUGUAUGUCGACGUAUAG
Sparassis crispa is the source of this 663-nucleotide messenger RNA. RefSeq names its product Septum-promoting GTP-binding protein. Gene Ontology annotation, molecular function: GTPase activity; GTP binding. The record is from RefSeq and is a predicted model, not a curated record. The transcript has 5 exons. Lineage: Eukaryota; Fungi; Basidiomycota; Agaricomycetes; Polyporales; Sparassidaceae. The coding region runs from base 1 to 663 and encodes 220 amino acids.